AUGUCCCUCAUCGAUGUCAAUGAUAAGGUCACACUACACCCGAAGCCUGGGUUCGUCGUAAAGACAAAGAUCUUGGAAUGCAAGGAUGCCUCGAGGGUCCUGACAAAAGUGUUUAUCAAUAUAUGUCAUGACGAGCAGGUGCCUAAACCGCUGGUGGAGUUUGAAGCGAGCGUCGUUUUCCCGAUGAUCAUGGAGAAUCAGUGGGAGAUCCCUCUCGUUGUUUCUCGAGAAAAGAGCACUGCCGAUAAAAAAGGUUUUCCGUCGUUGGUGUAUGACUGUUGCAUCAACUCCCAGUGUUUUACCUGGUGCCAAGUCAGCAAGGAUUUGCGACUUAUUUUGGUGGAGUGGUGCAUCGAGUCUGUGGAAUUGAUAUAUUCGGUGGUGUUGGAGAGGGACUACAGCGUUCCCAAGAUGUUGUCCAAGGGGGAGCUAACAGAAACCGAAAUCACCAGGCAAGAACUCGCCGAGGUGGGGAUGAAAAAAUUGCAAGACAUGAAACGAGACGAGACCCUGAACUUGGUGGUGGAUUUGAGGGUCAUGGAUGAGGGAGAGAAAGAGGAGGAAAAGGAGGUAGGCAGCGAGGUCACCCUUUCAGACUUGUUAAAUCGAGCUGCCCCGACUCCCAAGAAGAAGAAGAAGAAGUUGAUUGACGAAAUAGACUCGGUGCCCGAGCGUGUCUACCAACCUAAACCUCACAAGCCGGGUCCAACACGCAUCAACUACGAAAUAACCUUUAGAAAAAUCAACAAGGACUACAAGAUGUGUAUCAUAAUCGAUACAAAGCCGGUCGAUCCCGCUAAGUUCGAGGCGACCUACUCCUCGCUGAGAGCGGUCAUCGUCAUCAAGAGUCUCGACCCCCAGUACAUUUUCCCUCAAAAUGAGCUAGUGGUGCCGAUUCUGCACGAACAGGUCCAAUCUUCCAAAGACCUCCGAUGCUUCUGCUGCGAUUGCAAGCUAUUCAUAUUUGUAUAG
Molecule: messenger RNA, 972 nt
Organism: Lodderomyces beijingensis
Lineage: Eukaryota; Fungi; Ascomycota; Pichiomycetes; Serinales; Debaryomycetaceae
Source: the annotation of a GenBank genome assembly